Messenger RNA from Blastomyces gilchristii SLH14081, 873 nucleotides. RefSeq lists its product as uncharacterized. Gene Ontology annotation, biological process: mRNA processing. NCBI's taxonomy places the organism in Eukaryota, Fungi, Ascomycota, Eurotiomycetes, Onygenales, Ajellomycetaceae. The transcript has a single exon. Bases 1 to 873 code for a protein of 290 amino acids. The record is from RefSeq and is a predicted model, not a curated record.
AUGGAUAUCCGGACAUAUAUAUCCGACUCCCUCCUACGGCUAACAGGCGCCUCAGAUGCGACGGUCAUCGAUUACAUCCUCGCCACCACGGGCUCCGUCAAAUCAGCCGGCUCCCUACAAGAGAAACUGGGACCGUUCCUGGACGGGAAUGAGAAUGAAAUCCAUUCGUUCUGCGCUGAGCUAUGGAGAAGGGUGCGUGGCAGUUCUGGUGCGGAAGGAGAUAGUGGUACAAAGGCUAGCAAGGAACAGCUAGCGGACGGGUUGAAGAAGAGGUAUAGAUUGGUUGAGAUGGAGGAAGACGAUAUGGAUGUUAAUGCUGGGUUGGCGCCGUUACAGACUACUGAAGUGGGGAAGAAGUCGAGCAGGAGGGCGAAAGAGAACGGAGAUCGCGGAAGGAGUCGGGACGGUGAUGACGGUGGUGAUGAUGAGUCGAGGCACAAGCGUGCGCAGCGUGCGUAUCGUGGUGUGCGAGGUGAGCGAAAACGGGAGCGGGAAGGCGAUCAUGAUCGCGAAAGUCGGCAUCGGUCCAAGAAGGUCCGCAGAAGGAACGACAGGGAUUUUGAAGACCGCUGGGGCGAUGAAGAAAUACCCGAAGACGAAGGUGAGAUGUAUGAUGAGCAACUACAACAAGAAGAGGCCCAACAAGAAGAAAAAGAACCAACAUUACGCUCCCAGUCCCCUCGUUCUUCUUCUCCCUCUUCAGAUGGAGAUCCAGAGACCAGAGCUGAGCGGGCUAGACAGCGCGACCUCAAGGAGCGCGAUGAGUUCGCGAAACGCCUCGCGGAAAAGGGACGAUUCGAAGUCAAAGAAAAUCGUCGAAGAUCGAUCGUCCACGAAAGACUCGGAUGCAGCCCGGCGUCGCGCGCUGGCUGA